This is a messenger RNA of Priapulus caudatus, 3479 nucleotides long. Its product is annotated as 14-3-3 protein epsilon. Lineage: Eukaryota; Metazoa; Priapulida; Priapulimorpha; Priapulimorphida; Priapulidae. The record is from RefSeq and is a predicted model, not a curated record. Gene Ontology annotation, cellular component: cytoplasm. The coding region runs from base 111 to 896 and encodes 261 amino acids. Gene Ontology annotation, biological process: signal transduction. The transcript is spliced from 6 exons.
GUCAACCGCACUACUUGGUGUGUUGGCGGGCGCGGCCAUAUUGCUUAUCACAAGAACACCCUAGUCUACUAGAAUCUACCUGAAACUUACACAAAUCAAAACCAUCCAAGAUGACGGAACGCGAGGAUAGUGUGUAUCAAGCAAAGCUAGCGGAACAGGCUGAAAGAUAUGAUGAGAUGGUUGAGAGCAUGAAGAAGGUGGCGUCGAUGGACAUAGAGUUGACGGUGGAGGAGAGGAACCUGUUGUCAGUAGCCUACAAAAACGUGAUCGGUGCUCGGCGAGCGUCCUGGCGCAUCAUCUCCAGCAUCGAACAGAAGGAGGAGAACAAGGGCGAGGGAGACAAACGGCUCGACAUGAUCCGGGAGUACCGAAAGCAGGUUGAGAAGGAGUUGAACGACAUCUGCGGAGACAUUCUUGGUGUGCUCGACAAACACCUAAUACCAAACGCAAACAGCGGGGAGUCUAAAGUAUUCUACUACAAAAUGAAGGGAGAUUACCACCGGUACCUAGCCGAGUUCUCCUCUGGCAGCGAUCGCAAGGAGUCUGCCGAAAACUCGCUAGUGGCCUACAAGGCGGCCAGCGAUAUCGCCAUGACAGAGCUGCCGCCGACGCACCCGAUUCGUCUCGGCCUCGCGCUUAACUUCUCCGUGUUCUACUACGAGAUCCUGAACUCGCCGGACCGCGCGUGUCGCCUCGCGAAGGCCGCGUUCGACGACGCGAUCGCCGAGCUGGACACGCUGAGCGAGGAGAGCUACAAGGAUUCCACACUCAUCAUGCAGCUACUGAGGGACAACCUGACGUUGUGGACGUCCGACAUGCAGGGCGACGGCGAAGGAGAGACGAAAGAAAGUACGCAAGUAGAGGACAUCGAACAAAAAGAACAGGAGGCAUCAUAACUUCACACCUAGAAAAAUAAUUAUUAAGUCACCUUGACAACAGUUGCUAUGGCAUUAACCUCCGGGCAUUGCAAGCGCGUAGGCAACACACAAGUCGGUGUCGCGACACUCGGGCAUGGCAUAACUGGAGACGGAAUUUUCGCUGCCCAGUUUCGGGGAUGGGUAUUGCUUUGAUACGACAGUAACUACUAGCAUAGUGACGUAUCCCAAGUGGUACGCGCGCGGGGGGUUGGGGUGGGGGAGGAUGCGGUGCAUGCCACGAGUGCGAUCGCUCGUACGGUGAACUCAGUAAUUAGUCUCCUGCUUCACAGCUCUUGGAUGGGUUUUAGACUUGGAUAUUCUUUCCCAGCAGUAGUCACUCGACCGAUGCAACGACCGUUCGUUCGUUCUGCAUCUCUUCCCGCGUUCAUUGCUUAGCCGCUAUCACGCCGGCAUCAGCGCGUAACCAUGGCAGCCAUUGUCAAGACGUUAGUGUGUUAUUGUCUUCUAUUACAGUCAUUCUUGAUUUAUACAUACGGUUCUUAAAUAUUAUUGAAGUGAUGAUACUGUAUUCCCGACAGACGUGCAAGGCUGGAUGUAGGCGGCUGGCAGUGAGCGGUGAGCGCGCUGCCUGCUCUGCCGGCUGUGUCCAGCUCGUGUGUGGGUCGGUUCCCAUUAGUGUAAAGACACACAUUCUGUUCACCGCUAUGUUGCACUUCGUAUUGUAAUGUUAUAUGCGUUUCUGUGGUCACUGUUGCUCACUCUCUCGCCGUUUUUACCGCUAGCCCGGGACGAGGGACACCAUCUGGUCUCGUCCGUCCGAAAGACUGCAGUGUGUUUGUUCUCCCAGUUAGUCGACGCGAUGUUAAAUCCGUGUUGCAUUCAACUCUUUUGUAAGUGUGUUUAGAACAGAUUUAUCGUUUAGUACCGUGAGCGUCUUCCCCGACCUAAUCUCGCUGCGGAUACUCAUUCCACAAAAAAUUGUCCCCUUCUCGGUGUAAAUUCGAGGAAGAAGAAUGUUGCGCAGAGUGAAAUACGCAGUAGCAUGUGUAGUCGCAGUCAGUCUCCGGUCACACGCAGAUUUUCGUGAGCCUGCCGCAACCCGAAGCAGUUGUUGGGUACAAAAUAUUUGAGUGUAGUAAUGUGAUUGCUCUUGCUGGUCCACUGAGUGCGGCAGCGGCAUCGUCAGACGACGGCUCUGAGAUGAAUCAAACUGUGAUGUUGUCAGUUGAUAGUCGUUGGUGGUGACAUAUCAAUAACACCUGUUGCCAUGGUAGCGUGUAUUUGAAUUCAACACUGCAGGGGGAGCGAGGUCAUGCGAUAACCAGGGGCACUGUAAUAUCUGUGUGUGUAUUGUGUAAUAUGAUAUAUUAUUAUCCGUACAAGGUGUAAACUGUAUAGCGUUUCUUCAUCAUUACAUUGUGGACCAUGUACACACUUUAUUUUGCAAGAGGAGGUCGUUUAAUUUCAUGGGCUUGGGAGAGUUUGCAGAAUUUUAAUAUCCGGAGAGGGAGAGAGUUUUUCCCUCGCAGUGCUGUGCCAUGCUCAGUAAAGGCCACACACUGGGUAGGAGACACCAUAAGCACCCUUAGCGCGCACAUUUCCGACGGGGGAAACGCUGUCUUACCAGUAGAAUUCACGUGGCGCGCUGUUGUUAGCUGCUGCUGUAUCAUUUUCUAGCCGGCAGCUUGCUGGCCCCCUUUAUAAGCGAGUCCGGUAUUCCGCCCCUAGAGAACUACUAAGUACCUUAUAGCCUCGAUAGAUGGCGCUGGCGAUUGAGCUGUGCCGCGGGUGUAAACAUUCUGGAAAAGUUCUUAUAGCUAGGAAUAUUUCGAGCGUUCGGUGCGGCUGACAGUUUCGUGUGACCACGGCGACGACGCCCCGCUCUCCGGGGCCGUGGCGGAAACUUGUGCGUGCGUGCGCGCGCGCGCUCUUUGUGUUAUAUGCUAGGCGGGCAGUUGAAGGGUGUGUGAGAUAGGUGACAUGGUUGCCGCGGCGCUUGAUUUACCCUUACACUGCAAGGCAGACGCUGGAUGUUUGGCUCCGACACGUUACAGUGAUGGCCGCGCCCUGUUGCUGUGCGUGCGUGCGUGUCUCACACGUGCGCAUAGUGCAGUUGUCCGUGUCGUCGCAGUACUUUGAUGUCCAAUCCGAACUGGGUGGUGGGUAUUUAUUGGCAGAGGUCUGCUCUGCGCUGCUAUUCUAGUGCUUACUGCACUGUACUGUAUUGUACCGUACUGUACUGUACUGUUGUAGUAGUAGUAGUAGUAUAAAUAGUGGCUGUGAGAGAGAAACACGGGUCUGGCCCAUCACUUAGGCAAGCCAUCACUGUAGGCUCAACCGGUAUCUGUCUGGAAAAAACCCCUUACUGGAGAAAAUCGAAAUGCACAAUUGUCUGGAAUAGCUUUGAUUGUGUGUGUGUGUGCGUGCGUCUGUGUUGGAAGGUCGGAUAUUCGGUGACUGUAUCAAAAAUCAUAAAUGACAAAUUCGUGUAAAUGAAGCAAGGGCAGUGUUUGGUGUGUGGCGCCAUCUAGUUUGGCACUGCGUCAACUAUUCUAUUCAGUUCUGCUGCUUUUAAAUAAAAUUCCAUGUCAUGAAAUCUCA